CUAAGAAUUUAAAGAAGGUUAUUCCUUGGUCCAGAACCCUUCAGUGCCCCCAGCCCACUCAGAGUAAAAGCUGGAUGCCCCUGCUCAACUCUUUCAUCUCUGACUUUAUUUCCUAAAACUGUAUCCUGCAAAAACCUGCCUGGCUAAAUUUAUCACCUUAUUCGUGUCAAUUCACAUGUUCCCUUCUCUGAGAGCCUUCUGCAGGCUUUGGUGCUGACCCACAUCCCUGCGCUGGUAACCUGUGUGCCAUGCACAAGCACAUCUGCAUUAACUCUGUGACGUACUGAGUGAUGCUGUCUGCGCCCCGUUCAGAGCGAAGGUCUGGGAAGCUCAGGGGUCUUGGUCUCAGUUUCCCAGGCCCCAGCACCUGCUCUAAAAGGGCGCUUGCUGGCAGGCUGGUGCAAGUGUAUAGGCUACAUUUAGGGGCAAGGGCUUCCUUUAAUUUUGCACCCUGGAUCCCUCACUUGCCUCACCCUAGUCCCAGCCAUUACCUGGGGUAUAGUCUGCCCCUACGUCUUCAGAACCCUGGGACCUUUCUUAGACUUGGUUGAUUGGCCUUUGUGGAUUUCCAACCAGGAAGGGGCCCUGGCUCUGGCCAUGAGGGUAGCGUGCAUGUGGGCACUGACUGGCAGGCUUCGUUUCCUCCACACUGAGCCGGCCAGAGGCACAGCAGCCCAUCCCUGCUGCCAUGGCUAACUCAGUCCCUGGGCCUUUCUGACACUGUGCUCAGCUGUGGGUAUGUGUUGCAAUGAACAGAACCUAGAAAUGUAGAUCUUUUUUGGACAUUGUGAUUUUUCAACCACAGUAGAAAGUACAUUUUACUUUUACCACCUAGGACAAAUGUCGUUAUAGAUCUCAAACAGAAGUUUCAGGAAAUGACUUCAUACACUCAUUAGAGGUGAUGCAUUUUGUAUACCCUUCUAUUUUGUUUUUAAAAUUUUGGUGCCACCCAAUAAAUUUACUUCCUGACCUGCCUGUGGGUCCCUAGAGUCUGUAAGCCAUGCCUUUCUCCACCAUACUCAGAGAUGAAAAACCUGAACUAUACAGAGCUUAAAGGCCUAGCUAAGGUUACGCCAGUGAAUUCACGGGAGAGCCAGGACUGGAAUCCUGUCUUAUUCCCAUCUUGUGGCUUUUUUAGGCUCUUAUAAUUAAUUUUAAUGAUUGCACCAUUGUGGCUUAUUUAAAUUACCCCAGGAGGAACAUCAGCUCUGUUAAAGAAAUUUUAUUAUAGCUGCCCACCUGCUCUAUUCAGGGAAAUGCAUCUUUUGUGGAUUUCUUAUGGGUAGUUAAGAGGGUCUAAGAAGCCUGUUUAUAGUCACUGAUUUAACUGUAGAUGACAAUGAAGUUAAGUAAAAAAAGCUGGUUCCAUCUGCAGGAGCACGUGAGUGAUUUGAAUUAGAAAAGGGUAUUGCCCAAAACACUACCCAGGUGCCUAGGGAGGCUUGCUGGCCCUCGUGGGCUCCCUGAGGGCAGAGCUGUGGUGUUGGGCAGUGGGCACAGUUCCAUGCCAUGAGGCAUGUUUGGGACAGAAACUGGUGCUUGAGCGGAGGUGUUGGUGCUGUCUUCUGGCUACUUGCCACUCCAAGCAUGGACUUGGACAGUAGCUUAGUAACCAUGGACGAGCUGUGGGAAAUACAGAGUCUCAGGCCCCAUCCCAGCUCUGCUGACUCAGAACCAGCAUAUUAACAAGACUAGGGGGUUGUAUGCAGCUCUGGUCGGCAGAUUGGGUGCGGCUCUGGUUUAAGGAUUUGAGUCUUUGGUUUGUAGUUUUCAGAUCAAAUUGGCCAUCAUUAGCAGCAAAGGGUUAAUAUGGUUUAGUUACCACAUGUGGGGUAUCAUGCUAGGUGCUGUGGUAACAGAAAGGGGAGGGCUAGAGGGCUAGAGCCCUCCCUGCCUCUGGUGACUUGCUGUCCAGUGGUUAGGCAGGGGGUGGUGUAUGCAGCCACACAGCAUGGUGUUUUACAAAGUGGGAGUGCUGUAGGCACCCAGGCUGGAUUUAGAUGCAAGAGGGGAGAACAGGUGGGGAGGGGGUCCCACGCAGGAGGAACUAUGUGAAGAAAGGUGUGGAGGCAGGAGGAGUCUAGGUGUGGUCAGGGGACAUCUAGUGUCUGGAUGGAGGCAGGUGAUAGCCAGGUUCUGGAAGGCUUUAAGUCACAACUUUAUAUAUUUGGACUUUAUCCACUGGAUCAUGGGAGCCACUAUAAACUUUUUUUAGUUAAAAAGUUCUAAUUUUUAAAAAUUGUGUAAAAUACACAUAACAUGAAAUUUACCAUCUGAACCAUUUCAAGUACACAGUUGAGUAGCAUUAAGUACAUUCACAGUGUUGUGCAACUAUCACCACCAUCUGUCUCCAGAACUUUUCAUCUUGCACAACUGAGACUCUGUGUGGUAAACAGUAACUCCCCAUUCCUCCCCCCACCAACGCCUGGCAUCCAUGUCCUACUUUUUUGUCUCUAUCAUCUUGACUACUCUAGGUACCUCGUAUGAAUGGAAUCACACAGUAUUUGUGCUUUUGUGACUGGCUUGUUUCACUUAGCAUAAUGUCCUUAAGGCUCGUGCAUGCUGUAGCAUGUGUCAGAAUCUCCUUUUUAAAGACUAAUUAAUAUUCCAAUGUAUGAAUACAGCACGUUUUUCUUAUCCAUUCAUCUGUCAGUGGACACUUGGGUUGUUUCCUCCGUUUGGCUACUAUGAAUAAUACUGCUAUGAACAUGAAUGUACAGAUAUCUCUGUGAGUCUGUGAUUUCAAUUCCUUUAGAUACAAUUCCACUCAGAAGUGGAAUUGCUAGAUCAUGUGGUAAUCCUAUUUUUAAUUAUUUGAGGAAGCACCAUGCCAUUUUCCACAGGGGCUGCACCAUUUCCCCUUCCCACCCCCAGUGUACAAGGGUUCCAGUUUCUCCAUGUCCUCACCACUACUUGUUCUUUUCUGGUUUUUCAGUAGCGGCUUUCCUAGUGGGAGUGAGGCAGCAUCCCACUGUGGUUUUGAUUGGCAUUACCCUGAUGCUCCGUGGCAUGGAGCAUCUUCCCCUGUUUGUGAGCACUGUGGCUUGGGAGCAGGAGAACUGUGGCAGGGGAGGCACGCUUGCAGGGCUAUUUAAGAGGGUAAAGGGCUGUGCUGCUCAAUGCAGAUCAGAUUUGUGGUGGGGACACUGUACCUGCAGAACAGGCCUCCUCCACACUGCUUUGGUGGCUUCUGUGGGAAUAACAUGUAUCCGGGAUGCUGUCCCCGAACUGGGAGGGAGCUCCAUCUGGUUUUAUGUGUGGCCUGUGCUGAACCAAGCCCACCACAUUUUCCCUUUCUGUGUCCUGCUGCUACGGGGUUGAAGUCUGAGAAGCCAAGACAGGCGGGGGAACAUUUGAAGGACAUGUCCCUUGCUGUGGCACCUUUGCAGAAGUGGCUGACAUUUGUGCCAGCUCCUGGCAUUUUUGAUGCUCUCCCUUCUGGACACAUGAGAGGAUUGUGCUUCUCUCCUUCCUCAAACUUAGAUAUGACCACGUGAGUUGCUUCGGCCAAUGAGAUGUGAGCAAAAGUGACCUACAGGUAGAAGCUUUAGGAGACUGACCACUCCGUCCCUUCCCUAAUCACAUGACCUUGGAAGCACAUGCUGAGGAGGAGGGGCCGUAAUAUCAAAGUGGCUGUCCUUUGCCCUUGACUCACGGUAGACUCUGAGUGAGCAAGACAGAAAGUAUUCCUGGGCGGAGGUGCUGUGACUUAGGAGUCGUUUGUUACCACAGCACAGCCUAUCCUAUCCUGACCAAUCCAGAAGGAACCUGAAAUGUGUGUUAAGUGCAAACAUAGGUUAAGAUGGAAAUGUAGCAUUUGGGGGUAAUUGCAUGUGCUUAAGACCUCAGAGAGUUUUGAGACUUGGCUAAUGAGCUACAUUUUUCUGUAGGUAAGUCUCUUGCUGAAGAGUUGAUUACCAGAUGUUACUGGUUUCCCUGGCCAGCAGCACAUUGCUCUGACUUGUGCUUGCCCUUGGCCUGCCCCGGUGGGGCUGAAGCUGAUGAGGACUCAUGAACCCUGCAGCUCUGCUCGGAUGUAAUGGCCUCGGUGUUGUCCAGUGCUUAUCAAAUCCAGAGCCCGUUUAGAUUUCGGUAGACAAGUCCAGACUCUGUGGACCUCAUUAUACUUCCAAAGCAGGAGGGUCAGUGUUUUUAGUAGUUACUCUGAACAUUGUUUUUUGAGUGCAGAAAUGACUUUUUAAGAUCAGAAAAUUUCUAAGACUUUCACCACUUGACUAUAUAGUCUUGUUUUUAUUAUAGGACUGCUUUGCUUGUUCAACAACUAUUCAUUAAGCAAAUCUUUUUUCAUCUUAAGUGUACCUUUCCACUAUAGAACUUUAAAAAUAUACAAAAAAGUAGAGAGCAUUAUAUCUUCAGUCUCUGUUAUGGGCUGAGCUAUGCUCCUCCCAAAUUAAUUCGUUGGAGUCUUAACCCCCAGUAACCCCCAGUACCUCAAUGUGACUGUCUUUGGAGAUAGGUACUUACAGGGGUAAUUGAGUUAAACUGAGACCAUUAAGGUGACGUAAUCCAGUCUGGGUGAUGUCCUAAUAAGAAGGGAUUUGGACGCAGACAGGCACAAUACACAGAAGGACGACCAUGUGAAUACACAGGGAGAUGACAGCCACGUACAAGUCAAGGAGAAACCAACUCUGGUGGCCUCUUGAUCUUGGACUUCCAACAUCCAGGCUGUGAGAAAAUAAAUUUCUGUUGUUUAAGCCACUCAACCUGUGGUACUUUGUUAUGGCAGCUCUAGCAGACUAAUACAGUGCCUGUGUACUAUGUUUAGCUUCAGCAUUUUCCACGUUUAAGCAAUCUUCAUGGACUGCCCCUGGUGUGUAGAGAUCACGGAGCGUACAGCAGAGAAGCAGAGGAAGCGUCUGCCUGUGUGAAGCUUCCUUUCUGUGGGAGCUAGAAAGCCUCAUGAGGACAAGUUUCCAUUAGGGUGUUUUGAAUUUUCAUAGUCACACGACAUUUGUAUACCUUAGACGUCCUUGUUGGAACACAGCGUGCAGGUGGUCUUCCAGCAGUGCUGAGCGUGCGGAUGGAUUCUCAGACCCUCCUAGGCUCACCCUUUGGGAACCCAGGCGUCAGGCGCAGGAUCAGUUUGUGAUGUAAAUGGACAAAGUUGGAGUGAGAACCAUGGCCCGGCAGCUCUGCCCCAGUCACGCCAAACCGAUCAAAUGGACCGGGAUUUAGACCACCCCUGGGAGCCAGCUGGGCCCAUAGGAGCCAGGAUGCAAACAUCAUUCUUACACAAUAAAGAAGUGGGGAGAGGAUGAAUCACACUGGGAAAUGAUUCAUUUGCUUAUGGAUGGAUUCAUCCAGGAUUCCUUUAAAUACCAAAUCCCCAUGUACAUUUAAAAAUACCUAGCUCACUCAAAAACAUUAUGCUGAGCGAAAGAAGCCAGACACGAAAGACUACAUGUUGUACAAUUCCAUUUAUAGGAUGUUUCUAGAAAAGGCCUAAUUAUAGGGACAGGAAGCAAAUGAGUGGUUGCCCGGGUCUGGGGACGUAAGCGGGAAUUGGCUGCAGACAGACAUGAGGGAGGCUUAGAGGUGAUGAGCACUGCACAAGCACAUUGAGGCAAUGCCCGAGCAACUGAUACGUUCACUGAACAUCAUCCCCACUGACGGCAGGGGAACUGUGUGGUGCCUAAGGUAUAUCUGGGUAAAGGUGGGAAAGCCACUCAGUUCAGCUCUGUGGAAAAUCAAGGGAGUCUUCUUGGAGGAAGUGGGCUCUGAGCUGGAUGUGAAUCACCGAGUGUCUUUUGGUAAGGAGCUGCAGGGCAGGCGAUGAGGCAGGCGGAAGGAGAGUUUGUUGCAGGUGAAAGCAUCAGGAAAUUGAAGGGACACCCAGCAAUUCUCCACUCUGGUUGCACGUUCCAGCCCCCUGGAGGGUGUUUUGAAAGCACAGGUGCCUGGGCCCUAUUCCUGGGGAUUCAGAUUUAACUGGUCUGGGUUACAGGUCCUGGAUGUCAGUAUCUUCUAAAAACAUAUUUUUAAAUGAAGUGAUAUUCUAAUUCUAUCAUUUCUUUUUCACUUCUCAGCUGGAAUGCUUCUAUAAAGAGAUACCUCCCCACAUCCAUUAUGUGAUCACCCAGUGGGACAGUUCGUAGAGAGGAGGCAGGAAAGAUUUGAUCACCGGGAGGUUUUUCGGGACAUUACCCAACUACUGUUUUCGGUAAGAAAUACAAGCGCUGCCUCCAGGUGGUGAUGGCCGCGUGAGUGCCCGCCAUGGCCCACCGGAAGCGUCAGAGUGCAGCGAGCGGCAUGUUGGACCACAGGGUGAGGCCGGGCCCCGUGCCCCACAGCCAGGAGCCUGAGAGCGAGGACACCGAGCUGCCCCUGGAGGCAUACGUGCCCAAGGACCUGGAGCUGGCCGCCCUGCGGCCGGAGAGCCCGACGCCCGAGGAGCAGGAGUGCCACAACCACAGCCCUGACGGGGACUCCAGCUCCGACUAUGUGAACAACACCUCCGAGGAGGAGGACUACGAUGAGGGCCUGCCCGAGGAGGAGGAGGGCAUCACCUACUACAUCCGCUACUGCCCCGAGGAUGACAGUUACCUGGAGGGCAUGGACUGCAACGGGGAGGAGUACCUGGCCCACGGCGUACACCCCGUGGACACCGACGAGUGCCAGGAGGCGGUGGAGGAGUGGACGGACUCGGCAGGCCCACACCCGCACGGCCACGGGUCUGAAGGCAGCCAGGACUACCCUGACGACCACCUGCCCAUGCCGGAGGACGAGCCCCCUGUCCUGGAGGCCCAUGACCAGGAAGAAGGCAGCCACUACUGUCCCAGCAAAGAGGGCUACCAGGACUACUAUCCCCCGGAGGCCAACGGGAACUCGGGUGGUGCCUCCCCCUACCGCCUGAGGUGCGGGGAUGGGGACCUGGAGGACCAGGAGGAGGACAUCGACCAGAUUGUGGCCGAGAUCAAGAUGAGCCUGAGUAUGACCAGCAUCACCAGCGCGAGCGAGGCCAGCCCCGAGCAUGGGCCUGAGCCGGGGGCCGAGGACUCCACGGAGGCCUGCCUGCCUGGCGAGGCCAGCUGCGGCCCCAGCAGGCACGAGGCGAGGCCCAAGUCCCUGAACCUCCCUCCUGAGGCCAAGCACCCCGGAGACCCCCAGAGAGGCUUCAAGACCAAGACCAGGACCCCAGAGGAGAGGCCAAAGUGGUCCCAAGAGCAGGUUUGCAAUGGUUUGGAGCAGCCAAGGAAGCAGCAGCGCUCUGAUCUCAAUGGACCUGUUGACAAUAACAACAUCCCGGAGACAAAGAAGGUGGCAUCAUUUCCAUCAUUUGUGGCUGUUCCAGGGCCCUGUGAGCCAGAAGACCUCAUCGAUGGGAUCAUCUUCGCUGCCAACUACCUGGGGUCCACCCAGCUGCUCUCCGAACGGAACCCUUCCAAAAACAUCAGAAUGAUGCAAGCGCAGGAGGCCGUCAGCCGGGUCAAGAGGAUGCAGAAGGCUGCUAAGAUCAAGAAAAAAGCGAAUUCUGAGGGAGACGCCCAGACGCUGACGGAAGUGGACCUCUUCAUCUCCACCCAGAGGAUCAAGGUUUUGAAUGCGGACACACAGGAGACCAUGAUGGACCACGCCUUGCGCACCAUCUCCUACAUCGCCGACAUCGGGAACAUCGUGGUGCUGAUGGCCAGGCGCCGCAUGCCCCGCUCAGCCUCUCAAGAUUGCAUCGAGACCACGCCCGGGGCCCAGGAGGGGAAGAAGCAGUACAAGAUGAUCUGCCACGUGUUCGAGUCAGAGGACGCGCAGCUCAUCGCGCAGUCCAUCGGCCAGGCCUUCAGCGUGGCCUACCAGGAGUUCCUGCGGGCCAACGGCAUCAACCCCGAGGACCUGAGCCAGAAGGAGUACAGCGACAUCAUCAACACCCAGGAGAUGUACAACGACGACCUCAUCCACUUCUCAAACUCGGAGAACUGCAAGGAGCUGCAGCUGGAGAAGCACAAGGGCGAGAUCCUGGGCGUGGUGGUCGUGGAGUCGGGCUGGGGCUCCAUCCUGCCCACGGUCAUCCUGGCCAACAUGAUGAACGGCGGCCCCGCCGCGCGCUCGGGGAAGCUGAGCAUCGGGGACCAGAUCAUGUCCAUCAACGGCACCAGCCUGGUGGGGCUGCCCCUCGCCACCUGCCAAGGCAUCAUCAAGGGCCUGAAGAACCAGACGCAGGUGAAGCUCAAUAUCGUCAGCUGUCCCCCAGUCACCACUGUCCUCAUCAAGCGGCCAGACCUCAAGUACCAGCUGGGCUUCAGCGUGCAGAAUGGAAUCAUCUGCAGCCUCAUGAGAGGGGGCAUUGCCGAGCGAGGGGGCGUCCGUGUCGGCCACCGCAUCAUCGAGAUCAAUGGGCAGAGCGUGGUGGCCACAGCCCACGAGAAGAUUGUCCAAGCUCUGUCCAACUCGGUCGGGGAGAUUCACAUGAAGACCAUGCCCGCCGCCAUGUUCAGGCUCCUCACGGGCCAGGAGACCCCGCUGUACAUCUAGGCCACAGCCUGGCCACACCGCGGAGCUGGACGCCAGGCAGGCCUGCCCGGGCCCAGGGGAGCCAGAGCCAGACCCGGGCCGAGGACCUGACCCCUGACCCCACAGCCCAGCAGGGACACUGGCUCCCCAAAGGUCGUGCCCUCGCCACCCACUUUUUUUUUUUAUUUUGCCAAAAAGGAGUAUAUCUUUAUCAAAGGAGAGUCACAGGAACAAAUCUUUGUAAAACAGUCAAGUAUUUUGCCACGUUCUGAACGUUUUCUCACUGCGACGGACCGGGGGUGUGUCCUGGUCCCUGUGUGUGGUGUGGAGUGUGUGUCUUUUCUCCCUGAAGCUGUAGAGAGUGAACGUGGGCACCUGCCGGGUGGCCUGAACGGAGGCCUCCAAGGGCCGCGUCCCCGAGCAGGCCAACGGCCACCCCUCGGCUGGGACGUCUGGGUCCUGGGGGGUGGGGGCUCUGACAGUCCCCAACGGCUGCUUUCUCUGCUGCUUCUGCAGGAAUGUGGCAGCCCAGUUCCCAGGAUGUGACUGGUAAUGAAAGUUUGGGGACAUGUGAUUGAUUGUAAAUAAAGGAUGAUGGCCACAACAUCAAAACUCCAUAUUUAUUUAGAUAAUGCUGCCGUUUGGACUUUUAUUUUGGCAAGCCGUCAUUCAGACGAUAGGGUCUUCCCAUGGUGACCCGGGACCACACCUGCUUCUCCUGCCCGCCCUGGGCACCCUCCCUCCCGGGCAGGGCUCCCGCUGGUGGGACCCGCUCGCUGUCCUGCCAGGAACACGGGGAGCACGGGUGUGUGCCCCCCAUUUGAAAUCUAUCUACACACACACAUCCACACCUGUGCGUGCCCCCCCGGAAAAAACAAAACCCACACCAGGAAUCCCGACCUCUGCCACUCCCGAGGCAGCCGCCCUGGGCAGUGUUGGUGCGUGUGUAGAUAAGUCAGAUAUAGUCUAGCUCAGUCCACUAGAGAUCCAUGUUAACUGACGUCAUUUUGUCCGAAGUCUCUUUUUUUGGCCCAGGCCUUGAAGAAUACACUGUGACUUAAGAAGCCUUACCACGCAGUAACUAAAGCUUUAGGAUUACUGUAUUUGAGGAGUGCCCGUGUGUUGCAUGCAGCUGACCUUAGGAAGACUUCGUGCAUAUCACUAAUAAACCUGAAGUCCUGAUGAAAA
This is a messenger RNA of Microcebus murinus (gray mouse lemur), 9654 nucleotides long. RefSeq names its product amyloid beta precursor protein binding family A member 2 (gene APBA2). The record is from RefSeq and is a predicted model, not a curated record. Gene Ontology annotation, cellular component: plasma membrane; dendritic spine; cytoplasm. Lineage: Eukaryota; Metazoa; Chordata; Mammalia; Primates; Cheirogaleidae. Gene Ontology annotation, biological process: chemical synaptic transmission. Gene Ontology annotation, molecular function: amyloid-beta binding; protein binding.